AUGAAAUACUUACUUACUUUUGUCCUGUUAGGAAUUUUAGCUAGUUCAGUUCUUGGAGAAGAGUUUUAAGAAUUGGAUAAGCAUUUAUUUAGAAAACUUAAUCGCACUUUAAAUGCUUACAAUGAUAAAAUUGAAUACUAUUAAGGCUAAAUAAAUGAAACUUAAUAGAUUAUUUAAGUUUUAACACCUUUCUUGACUAAUUUGACAUUUGCUCAUCAAUAAUUUGAAGAAGAAUUCAACCUCUUUUAAUACUCAGAUGGUUAACCAGGUUUUAGUCCAAAAGACGUUGGAGCUCUCCUUUAUAAUCGCUCUUAAAUUUACAAAGUAAAUGCUUUCCCUAGAGAUGUCAAAGUACUUCCAUCAAUAUUUGCUUUCUACAAUACUGACCAUUCCGGAGUUAUUGAUUUAGCUUAGUUUAUCUAUGCUGACUACUCUUUAUACACAGAAUUUUAUGGAUAGAAAUAUAGAUAAUUAGAUUAACUCAAUCAAAAUUUAACUCAAACUGUUAAUAGCAGAGAAAGACAUGUUAGAUUAAUCAAGGAUGUACUUCGUGAAGCUAAUGAAUAUUUAUUAGAAUGA
Messenger RNA from Tetrahymena thermophila SB210, 579 nucleotides. RefSeq lists its product as hypothetical. Gene Ontology annotation, molecular function: calcium ion binding. Lineage: Eukaryota; Ciliophora; Oligohymenophorea; Hymenostomatida; Tetrahymenidae. The record is from RefSeq and is a predicted model, not a curated record. The transcript has a single exon.